GUUAUCUUUAGAGAAGCCAUCCGGGGUUCUCCUGAACCCCCUUUGCAGGUUGCUCUGUCUAAAUGAUUACGUCACAGGCACAGGAAUGGCGGCGUUGGCUGUAAGAGGAAGGAGCCCAAAGAUCCUGAAACUUUAUUUCUGACAUCACAUACAAGGAUUAAAACGUGGUUAUUUCAAAGAAACUAAAUGGUGUGACCAUAAAGAGAAGUGAGAAGGGAAGUGCACUUUUGCCUGCAGUUACACAUCACCGUGAAAAAAACGCGAGUUGGAUUUUGCGGCUGACUUUGAGGCUAGUUUUCCUAGCCCCUGGCUAACAAGCUAUUGCUAACUGGCUAACGUACCUUGCUAAUAUAACGUUACCAAAGCUGGAGGAAUUUCUAACGACUACACCUAACCAGCGAGACGUUUGCAAUCUAACGGUAACGUGGACCGAAUGGUUCAGGUAAAUAACGUUAUAUAAAUAGUUAUUGUUGGUCAUUUAGCCUCUCAAUUGGUCUCUGAAUGCUUGUAUAUACUGACAAAAAGGACAUAUUUCCAAUAGGUUAAGCUAUCCGUACGACGCCUUUAUUUGUCGCCCUUUUUCUGACCAACUCUAGCUAGCUGCGUCGGCUAGCUUGGAUUGGCUAGCAAGUUUAGCAAACGGGAGUUUGGAGCUAGCCCGGCGGGCUUGCUGGUUAGGUCUGUAUGCCACAAUGGAAAGUUUAACCCUGAGUGAUGUGGAGCAGAAGUAUUACUCAGAUUUGUUCAUCUACUGUGACACGGACAACACCAAAAAAGUGGCUUCCAAUGGCAAAGUUCUUGACCUUUUUCGGGCGGCCCAGUUACCCAGUGAUGUGGUUUUACAGAUCACAGAGCUGUGUGGCGCGACACGUCUAGGGCACUUUGGAAGGAGUCAGUUCUACAUUGCACUAAAGCUCAUCGCUAUAGCCCAGUCUGGACUGCCUUUGCGAGUGGAAAGCUUAAACACAGUCAAGGACUUGCCCUUGCCACGCUUUGUGAUGGGCAAGAACGAGCAGGAGACCAGGCACAUGGCCAUGUACCCAGACUCAGAGAACCAGGGGCCUUACUCCGGAGUCUUCCCCAGACCCCCAGGUCGAGGCCAGGCCAAGAAACUCCCCCUGGCCCACGAGGUGAUCCAGCCUGGCGUGCCUGCAGCAGAUCCACAGCCCGACAGCACAUCUCCCGUGGUGUCCCCCCACCAGUCCCCACCGACGUCGCCCCAAGCCUGGAGGAAGCACAAGCGGCAGGCCAGCGGCGGAAACGUGGAGAGGCAGCCAGUGGUGGGCAACGUGUGGCCGCACUUCAGAGAAGCACAAUCAGGUCCCGUGGCUGGUGAUGGUAUGUGGUCCGGCCACUCCCCUCCUCCGGUUCAGGAAUCCUGGGAGAGCACAACAAUUCGGACAGUGGCGUCCUCGGCUGCAACCAACGAGAUCCAAAGACAAACCAGCGGCUAUGACGACCCCUGGAAGAUUACGGACGAACAGAGACAGUAUUACAUCAAUCAGUUCAAGACCAUCCAGCCAGACCUCACAGGAUUCAUUCCCGGUUCUGCAGCUAAAGAGUUUUUCACAAAAUCAAAGCUGCCUAUUCUAGAAUUGUCUCAUAUUUGGGAGUUGUCGGAUUUCGAUAAAGAUGGCGCGCUGACACUGGACGAAUUCUGUGCUGCCUUCCAUCUGGUGGUUGCUCGGAAAAACGGUUACGACCUCCCCGAGAAGCUUCCAGAAAGUCUCAUGCCAAAGCUCAUCGACCUGGAUGACUCAGCCGAAGUCACGGAAGCUGCUCAUGAUGUGGUAUACUCGGGCUCACCUGUGGAGGUCACCCCCAACAAGUCCCCCUCCAUGCCUUCCCUCAACCAGAACUGGCCAGACAUCAACCAGAGCAACGAGCAGUGGGAGACUUUUAGCGAGCGCUCGUCCAGCUCACAAACUCUGACCCAAUUUGAUUCUAACAUUGCACCAGCUGACCCUGAUACAGCCAUAGUCCACCCCGUCCCCAUCCGCAUGACCCCCAGCAAGAUCCACAUGCAGGAGAUGGAGCUCAAGAGAGCAGGAAGUGACACGAAUCCGACCAGCCCUCUCCUGGCCCAACCCCCUGAGCUCUCUGAGGAGAAUAAACUACCAGCUUCAAUUAAAUUUCCUGGUAACGCUGUAGGUGACGGCUAUAGUAGUUCAGAUUCAUAUACAUCAGACCAAGAACCAAUGGCCAGUGUUGUAACGCGUCAGAGGUCUCAUUCAGGGACAUCUCCUGAGGGGCUGAAGGUCGUGGCCCCCCCUCCGCCUCCCCCCAGACCCCACGCCUCUCACUCCCGCUCCUCCUCACUAGACAUGAACCGAAACUUCGCCGCCGUGACCUCAGGCCAGCAGCAGCCGGGUGUGGUGGCGUUCCCUCCAGCAGUGCCUCCCAGGCCACAGCCCACGCAGGCUGCUGGUCCUCACAGCCAUCGUCCAGUAGAGGGCGACAGUCUGCCGGCCCUGUGUAGCACGUCCCCCCAACAGAUCCCCGAGCAGCCAAACUUCGCCGACUUCAGCCAGUUCCAGGCCUUCGCUGACCAGCCCACCGAGGACGCAGAGAAUCACGCCGAAAACGCACAGGUGGAGAAAGCUGGAGAGGCAGCAGGUCCCUUGAGGACGGUGAAAUCCGACGGCCAAAGUGAAGAAAGAGCCGCCGCUACUGUGAACUCUGCCAAAGGAGCCAGCGGGCCCCUGGCCCCUCCGCCCAAGCCUGUGCGCCGGAGAUUGAAGUCAGAGGACGAGCUGAGGCCUGAGGUGGAGGAGCAGCCCCCCCCGAAGUCCAGUGUCAUCGCCGCUGUCCUCGCCACGCAGCCUUCCAUUCCACGGUCUGUCGGUAAAGAUAAAAAGGCCAUUCAAGCUUCCAUUAGAAGAAAUAAGGAGACGAAUACAGUCCUGGCCAGACUCAACAGUGAGCUCCAACAGCAGCUAAAGGACUUGCUGGAAGAGAGAAUAUCUUUGGAAGUUCAGCUGGAGCAGCUGAGACCAUUUUCCCAUUUGUAACCCGUUUGUUUCCGGAACAAUCCACAAGAAGUGAUGAAGGGUCAGACAGAACCUCCAGCAGGAUGCACAUGUUCACCCCCAUCUCCGCUGUGUGUAUCUGUGUUUGUGUGUGUGUGUGUGUGUGUGUGCGCGUGUGUGUGUGUGCGUAUAUGAAAAGAAUAACACCUUACUCAGCAUAUACAUCUAUACAAAGACAUAUAGGUGGUGUUGUGGUGUUGCGUUGUUGCGUGUGAACGACAAACAUUGCAUCUGGGAGAAAGCUAACGCAUACAAUCACCAAGAGCAUGGCAUCUCGGGCGGCUUUUGAAGGGUAGGAAUGUUACACAUUUUGGCACUUUCAUGAAGACGAAUAGUCAAUGCAACGACCCGUCAUUGUGGUAGACGUCCAUCCUCUCGGUGCCUGCACCAGAGCCUCGAAGGCCUCGCUUUUACGGCCUUUUGCUGGGUAGCUCGAGAGAGAGAGAGCGAGAGAGGGGUGAGACCUCUGUGUUUUUGUACCAUGAUUCCUUGGGGUACGUUGGAUUAGCAGGAGUGGAGCUGUGGCAAAGGUCUUGGGACUGAGUGAUCUUGUGAGAUCUUUUGACUGACCCAGUGUGAGGAAGGAUAAUCACGACUUAUGGGGAAACACCUGGGGGGGUUUAAGUUUUUUUUUGUUUUUUUUUUUGUUUGUUUUUUAUAAAUCUCUGCUUUAAAACGGGUUGAGUUUAUCUUACAGGCAUAGUCUAAUGGGCUCAAUCAGGUCCAGCAGGCUCAAUUAGGAUCAGUAGUUAUUCCUGUAAGGGGGUAAUGGAUACCAUUGUCAAAGUGGGUCUGAUUCUCAAAGAAAAAUGGAUACCAUUGUCUGUUUUGGUUCGAUUCUCUGACUGAGAGGAGAGGCUGUUGGGAGACGAAGGCAUGAGGCGUGAGACUGAUUGUGGCAGGCCAUCUUUCAUUGUCUCACCGUCCUUCAUACAGAGUCAUUGACUGCAUAGGGGCCCGUGUUUCGUGUGAGUAAGUGUGUGUGUUUAUGUGUGUGUGUUCAAGAGGUAGUGUUACAUGUGUACGGAAUCCCCCAACAAAACUCUGCUUCCGAUAAAUAUAUGUAUGUUUUGUUUUUUUUACCCCCCCCCAAGUGCUCUCUGUGAUGUUACAAAGGGUGUAGCCCUCUUGUACAGUCCUUUACCUGAGAUGACUGAUGUCCACCACCCUGACCCACUUCCUCCUCCUCCUCCUCCUACCAUUCUCUUCCUCCAUACAUGCACAUACACGGGAAACGCUGCCUUCUUUAGCAUGGUACAUUAUCAGAGACUCGGCCCGUCCCCAAAAAACGAUGAGCGCCCCCUGUGAACAGACAGUACCUGUAGUCAAAGCGGUGAGACCUGAAACGACUGAACGACUGCACUUUUUUUCUCUCCCUUUUGGCUUUUCAAGCAUUUCACUUUUUUUCUGUUCUGUUUUGUCUUUUUUUUUUCACCCUAACAUUAUUUUUAACUGUGUAUUGUUAAUGCUCUUACCUAGUAUUAAAAAAAAAAAGCUCUUAAAAGCAAACGUAAAAAAAAAAUGGCAAACCACUUUAUUUUGUACUUUAUCUAACUAGUAUGACAUUUUGUGUUCCAUGGAUUUGUAUUACUGUCCCCUUAUUUUUGUUUGUUCGAAAUUUUUUGAAGUUCCUGUUUAUAAUUUUGUUAUUUUAUUAAUUUGUUUUCUUUUUCAUUUGUUUCUUCUCCAGUCCUCAAAGCCUUACUCCUAGCGUUCAGGUGUUCACUUUAUUCAAGAGGCAGGACUAUUGUCUUGGCUGGCCAUAGGUGUUAACAUAAGCAAGAAAAGAAAAAAAAACACCCUGUCUCUACCUUUAACCAACCUUCCCCUCCCUCCCCAAUCCAUUCCCUAUGAACUACGGUGAGCCUUCUUCCCUGCUGUCUGGUCGGUUGUACUGUAAUAAAGGGGCCUGUUGUAUAUUGUAUAUGAUACACACCUUUUGAUCUCAUAUGUAAAUUUGCAUUAAUUGCUGACUAACAGCAACAAAAAAUAUUAUAUUUAAUUGCUUAUAUUAUGGCGGUGGGAUCAUAGAUGUUUAACUGCAUGGACCUAUCCCUGCAGAAUGAACUAGCAACUGUGUGAUUUUUACACAAAAUAAAAAUGGCACAAUAUUUUAA
Molecule: messenger RNA, 5146 nt
Organism: Clupea harengus (Atlantic herring)
Lineage: Eukaryota; Metazoa; Chordata; Actinopteri; Clupeiformes; Clupeidae
Gene: reps1
Product: RALBP1 associated Eps domain containing 1
Biological process (GO): endocytosis; endosomal transport
Cellular component (GO): plasma membrane; cytoplasm
Molecular function (GO): calcium ion binding; protein binding
Source: RefSeq, a predicted model, not a curated record